GCCUGCAGGACCUCUCCAUAUUGUUCUGUGUCUGCCAUACAACAAAACCAGGGUCUCUGCUGCAAAAUACAGCCAAGAGCAGGACUGAGCUGCAGACAGACAGGGGCAGGUCAGGGGGCUGUUGGUGUACAAGUCGGCCAGUCACGCAAACAUUUCUUUGCUUAUAUUAUUUGGGUUGGAUUUGUCUGUGUUGUGCUAUAUCUCGAAUGAUGGCCAGCAACAAGGAGACCAGACCGCUUGAUACCAUGACAGUAGCUGCCCCAGAGGAAACUCAGGGUGAUAAUGAUACAAGGUCCAGACAGAAAAAAGAAGAGAAACUGAUCGUGACAGCCUGGCAAAGCAUGUCCUCAGCUCUGCGGCAGCUCAGUCUGUGUAAGGACUCCAGAGCUCCAGGCCCGGCUCAGUCUUUCCUGGCCAAGCAGAGGCAAUCCACCCAGGCCAGGAGGGCGCUCUCCCCCCGGCUGCAGCCCAGGUAGGAGCCUCCAUCGGCAGGGAGAAAUGGAGGAGUGCAGCCCACUCAUGGGCAUGAUGAAAAGCAAGAUUGUGGAAGGUGUGAAUUUCUUCGAGUCACCGUCUGUGCUCUAUUUGGUUGGCUGCUAUCGCCCCCUGCUGGUCAUUGUUGGAACUGAAGUGAUAUUUGUGACUUGAUAUAAUAUCUAGUAGUGUCAUAAAUUAGUUUUCUUUUAGUUUUAUACCUAAAUGUGUGCUUGUCAAUAAUCACCAGAGUAUCUGCUCCAUUUAUCAUUGUAUAAUAUUUAUACAUUUAUUUGUGCAGGUGAGAUUCAAUUUCCUUUAGAAAUAAUGCAAAACAUUGACUAUUCAUUUUGUCAUUAAUGUUAGACGGUUAUGUUAUCUCAUUCAUUUAAUUCAAUAUUUGUUUUAAAUUAAGCUUUAGAAUACAACAGAUAAUACAUUAGAAAGCAUUCUAUUUAAAGGGACAUUUUAUUAAUCAAAGAAAAUAAAGUAAACAAAGAAAAUUGUCACCUAUUGUGUCUGUUCAUUUUAGCACCAUUUGUUCAGUCCAAACUUUUGUUAAUCCUCUCUACUAGACUUCAGUAAACAUAGGCAAUAUAUUGAUAUUCUACAAAAUAAUGUGCAGAUCAUUUUUCCUUUAAACACACUCUUUGAUUUUAAUAAACAAUUGGUCUCCGUUUCA
Molecule: messenger RNA, 1156 nt
Organism: Perca fluviatilis (European perch)
Lineage: Eukaryota; Metazoa; Chordata; Actinopteri; Perciformes; Percidae
Product: protein Hook homolog 2-like
Exons: 3
Coding region: 207-476 (89 amino acids)
Biological process (GO): cytoplasmic microtubule organization
Molecular function (GO): microtubule binding
Source: RefSeq, a predicted model, not a curated record